This is a messenger RNA of Amphimedon queenslandica, 411 nucleotides long. Its product is annotated as tumor suppressor candidate 3-like. The record is from RefSeq and is a predicted model, not a curated record. Gene Ontology annotation, cellular component: oligosaccharyltransferase complex. Bases 55 to 411 code for a protein of 118 amino acids. The transcript is spliced from 6 exons. NCBI's taxonomy places the organism in Eukaryota, Metazoa, Porifera, Demospongiae, Haplosclerida, Niphatidae.
AUAAAUGAGCAUGACCACACCUAUUAGGCGACAUGUGUUCUUCUCUUAAUCUUCAUGGCUCUUCAUUCAGUUGGACAAGUCUCAAAAAAUUCAAAACUUGAGUCUCGCGUACAGCAACUGAUGGAUUGGAGUUCUCGUCGUUCAAUCAUCACUCUAUCAUCACAGAAAUUCAAUACAUUGGUUAAGAGCCGUCCCAGGAACUAUUCUAUCAUUGCUAUGCUCACUGCUCUGAAACCACAAAGACAGCGUACUGUAUGCAAACAAGCAUAUGAAGAGUAUGAGAUACUGGCUAACUCCUGGAGAUACUCACAGCAAUACUCAUCACAGCUUUUCUUUGUAAUGACUGAUAUUGAUGAAGAUGAAAUGGAUGUCUUUCAACAAUUGCAUCUCACCACUUGCAAUAGAUUCUAA